GGGAGAUGUCUGAAAUAAACCAGAAAAAAAGCAAAAAAAAAAAAAAAAAACUUAAAAAAGGACCAACGUAGAAGCGAAAACGGGAAGUCAAGUAACAGCGCGAUCCAACUCGGAGUCUCCUUUGGCCUUCUUAUACGUUAACAUAUGCUUCUUGAGUUUCUUUUUCUUUGCGCAUAUCUUUCUCCGCCUGUUACUAUAUAUCGAAAGCCCUAGCCUCAGGUUGAAUUUGGGCAUGCUUUGCGGCUAUUGACUUUGAUUGCAAAGUGAGUGGUAUGGAUCAUCCAAGAUCAGGCUCGGGGAAUGGUGAGGAUAAUGUUGGGAUUCCAGAUGAUUUGCGUUGCAAAAGGUCGGACGGGAAGCAGUGGAGGUGUACUGCCAUGUCUAUGCCAGACAAAACAGUUUGCGAAAAACAUUAUAUCCAGGCGAAAAGGAGGGCUGCCAAUUCUGCAUUGAGAGCUAGCCUUAAGAAAAAGAGGAAGUUGGGUGGUGAAACUGAGGUGUAUGCAGACAAGAGUGAUGACUUUGAUGUGCCACUUAUAAGUAGGAAAGUCGAAGACUAUCCUCCUCCGGUUUCUGGGAAGAAAUAUAAGGAGAAGGUUUCAAAGAAUCAAAUUCAGUAUUCGCCCGAGACACCUCCUAUGAGGAAUUUUCCAGCACGUAAUUCUGUAAAGAUGGAAGAUGAUUAUCAAAGAGAUGGCUCACCUUUUGAAGAGAAUUGGAGGUCAUACAAGAUAAAAUCUUUUUCUGCUGCGGAUUCAUCCAGGAACAGAUCACAGAGAAGCUAUGAUGAUGUUGCUAUGCCAGUGGGUGACUCUGAAGAGUCCUCUGAGGAAGUGUUUGUGGGGAAAACUUGCCAUCAAUGCCGGCAGAAUGAUAGAGAGAGAGUUUCUUGGUGCCUUAAAUGCGAUAAGAGAGGAUAUUGUGAUAGCUGUAUCUCUACAUGGUACUCAAACAUCCCUUUGGACGAAAUUGAGAAGGCUUGUCCUGCAUGUCGUGGUUCCUGUAAUUGUAAGGCAUGCUUACGAGGUGAUAACAUGAUAAAGGUAAGGAUACGGGAAAUACCUGUCCUGGACAAGUUACAGUAUCACUACAGUCUUUUGUCUUCGGUGCUUCCUGUUGUUAAGAAGAUCCACCAGGAACAGUGUUCUGAAGUGGAAUUGGAAAAAAAACUUCAUGGAACUGCAAUAGAUCUUGUUAGGGCAAAGGUGAAUGCAGACGAGCAGAUGUGCUGCAAUUUCUGUAGGAUACCUAUUAUUGAUUAUCAUCGGCAUUGUCCAAAUUGCUCGUAUGAUCUGUGCCUCUGUUGCUGUCAAGAUCUUCGGAGAGCAUCUUCAGGUGGUGUUGAAGAUGUAGGAAAUGAGACUGGUGAGAGAACUCUAGACAAAGAAACUGCUAUGGGACAAGUAUCUGAAUUGAAACUGAAUUUCUUGGAUAAGUUCUCUGGCUGGAAAGCCAACAGUGAUGGCAGUAUUCCAUGUCCUCCAAUGGAGUAUGGUGGCUGUGGUCAUCACUCAUUGAACUUAAACCGUAUUUUUAAGAUGAAUUGGGUUGCAAAACUGGUAAAGAACGUUGAGGAAAUGGUUAGUGGCUGUAAGGUUUAUGAUGUUGAAAGUUCAGAAAAGACUGAAUCAAAUGAUCCCAGACUCUGUCAAUUCUCUGACAGAGAGGGUAGUGAUGAUAAUCUUUUAUACUUUCCAUCGUCUCAAGAUCUUAAAGCAGAAGGGAUUGCAGAUUUUAGAAAGCGUUGGGGCAAUGGUGAACCUGUGAUUGUCAAGGAGGUAUGUGAUGUCUCAUCCAUGUCAAGUUGGGAUCCAGUGUCUAUAUGGAGAGGAAUUCAGGAGAAUGUGGAUGAGAAAAUAAAAGAUGAAAACAGAAUGGUCAAGGCCAUAGAUUGCUUAGACUGGUCUGAGGUUGAUAUUGAACUCGGUCAAUUUAUCAAAGGAUACAUGGAGGGAAGAUAUCACGAAAAUGGUUGGCUGGAAAUGUUGAAGUUGAAAGAUUGGCCUUCUCCCGGUGCUUCUGAAGAGUUUUUAAUGUACCAGAGACCUGAGUUUAUCAGUAAACUUCCUUUACUUGAGUACAUUCAUUCCAGGUUGGGUCUUCUAAAUGUUGCUGCAAAAUUGCCCCAUUAUUCCUUGCAAAAUGAUGUAGGACCUAAGAUUUAUAUAUCGUAUGGGACCUAUGAAGAACUUGGUAGAGGGGAUUCAGUAACCAAUCUCCAUUUCAAAAUGCGUGACAUGGUUUACUUGUUGGUACAUACAUGUGAUGUGAAUGCUAAGGGUCAGAAGACAAAAAUGGAGGACAUGCAAAAUUCCAAUGGGGAAUCUGAGGUAAAUGAGUCUUUGGGUGAUCCUGAAACAAGGUCAGAUGAGAAAGGGUUACCUGAUUUAUCACUUGAUGGAACUGAUAUGAAUGAUGAAUACGAGAGCACAUCUGCUGUACAUGAGGAUGAGAAAAUGGAUGAUCAAGGAGCUGAAACUACUAUGGUUGGGGAGAAAUCUGUGGAUUUUGAACAGUUAAAUGGCAAUAGAAGGGAUGUUCUGGGAAAGACUCAUGCAGGAGCUUGUUGGGAUGUCUUCCACCGACAGGAUGUUCCAAAGUUAAUUGAGUAUUUGCGUAUGCACUGGAUGGAUUCUGGGAAGCCUGAAAGUGCAAUAAGUGAUACUGUGAUAUGUCCUCUGUAUGAUGAAGUGGUUUACCUGAAUGAGCAUCAUAAGAGAAAGUUGAGGGAAGAAUUUGGAGUGGUGCCAUGGUCGUUUGAACAGCAUUUGGGGCAAGCUGUCUUUGUCCCUGCUGGGUGCCCUUUCCAAGUGAGGAAUCUCCAGUCCACUGUUCAGUUAGGACUUGACUUCUUAUUUCCCGAAAGUGUGGGGGAGGCUGUGAGAUUGGCCGAAGAAAUCCGCUGUCUUCCAAAUGACCAUGACGGAAAACUUCAAAUUUUGGAGGUGGGAAAGAUCUCAUUAUAUGCAGCUAGUUCGGCUAUUAAAGAGGUCCAAAAAUUGGUGCUCGAUCCAAAACUGGGCACUGAGCUUGGAUUCGAGGAUCCUAAUUUAACUGCAGCGGUGUCUGAGAAUCUGGAGAAGGUUGCCAAGCGAAGACAGAUAACUUGUGCCUGAAUUCUCUGUAUAGUGAUUAUAAUUUUAGAUAUAGAAAGUAUAGUUUCUCCAGUGGCCCAUUGUGGGUGCCUGAUGGAAUUUCGAUGUACAAAUGUAUUUAUAUGUAAACCUAUAAUUCUGACAGUACUUGAAGGAUUUAAGACAUCUGAUUCUUGACAAUGUAUGAUUUUAUAUUUAUGCAA
Messenger RNA from Theobroma cacao (cacao), 3298 nucleotides. RefSeq names its product JmjC domain protein JMJ24. Lineage: Eukaryota; Viridiplantae; Streptophyta; Magnoliopsida; Malvales; Malvaceae. Gene Ontology annotation, biological process: regulation of transcription by RNA polymerase II. Gene Ontology annotation, molecular function: histone H3K9 demethylase activity; transcription coregulator activity; chromatin DNA binding. Gene Ontology annotation, cellular component: histone deacetylase complex; chromatin. The record is from RefSeq and is a predicted model, not a curated record.